AUGUCCAAACCAAACUGCUCAUCUGAGGUGCUGAGCUGUGCUCAGGAAUUACUGUGUAACUCCACCUUCUCAUUAAACCUGAGUGAAAUGGAGAUGGAGGAUUAUUGCCUGAGCCUGGAUGAUUAACUGGAGAAGUACCUGGGUCCUCGGCGUGCCCCCGUCUUCCUGCCUGUGUGCAUCACUUACCUGCUGAUCUUCAGCAUGGGAGCAGUGGGGAACACGCUUACCUGCGCUGUGAUCACACGCCACCCAGUCAUGCACACACCCACCAACUUCUACCUGUUCAGUCUGGCCGUGUCCAACCUGCUGGUGCUCAUUCUCGGCAUGCCGCUGGAGCUCUAUGAACUGUGGAGUAACUACCCCUUCCUGCUCAGGAAGAGUGGCCGCUACUUCAGAACCUUCCUGUUUGAGACGGUGUGUUUCACCUCCGUGUUGAACGUGACAGUGCUCAGUGUGGAGUGCUACAUUGCCAUCGUGCACCUACUGAGGGCAAAAUGUAUGGUGACAUGCACCCAUGCCAAGCGUGUAAUCAUCUGUGUUUGGAUUGUAUCCAUGAUUUGUGCACUGCCCAAUGCGAGCCUGCAUGGAAUUGUAAUGUUGCCAAAACCCCGUGGGCAUGGAGAGGGGCACGAGUUGAGCUCAGCUAUGUGCACACUGGUGAAACCACACUGGAUCUAGAACCUGAUUAUACAUAUCAGCACACUCAUCUUCUUCAUCCUGCCCAUGUUGACCAUCAGCACACUCUACCUGCUCAUUGGCAUCCAGCUGAAGAGGGAGAUGCUGCAGGCUAGCUGUGAGAAAAAUGGCUACAGAAACGGCAGUGUGUGUACUCGACAGCCACGAACACGAAAACAACAGGUCACCAAGAUGCUGUGUGAGGAAAACAGAAACACUCUGAGCAUUUUUACUCUCUUGUAG
Messenger RNA from Neoarius graeffei (lesser salmon catfish), 918 nucleotides. It is a transcript of the gene nmur1a, whose product is annotated as neuromedin U receptor 1a. The record is from RefSeq and is a predicted model, not a curated record. Gene Ontology annotation, cellular component: plasma membrane. Gene Ontology annotation, molecular function: neuromedin U receptor activity. Lineage: Eukaryota; Metazoa; Chordata; Actinopteri; Siluriformes; Ariidae. Gene Ontology annotation, biological process: G protein-coupled receptor signaling pathway.